AUGCGGGUGGAAGUGAUUAAGUCGGGCAAUAAUACCAGCACUGCAUGGGUUUCUGUCGCUACGUUUGACGCACUUCAUGCUGUAUGGGGAUGUUACCUGAUGCUUAAAUGCUGCGAACGGCAUCGAUCGCGAGCAUUUCGCUUGGAAAUUGAUGAAAAUAUGGAAGAUAGAGGCACAAAGGUUCAAAUUGACCACUGGCCGAUGUGCAAUGAAGAUGAAAAUUUAAGCGGAAUUUGCAGCCAUAACGAUACGAUAGAGGUACAAGUUGUUGCACCGUCGAACAUGAACGUUGUGCAAUGCUUGGCAUUAGCCCCAUGGCAUGGACAGCAGAUUAAGCUUACACUUACAUUUAUAAAAAGCUUGUUGCGUGGUCGAAUCUUGACGGGUCGAGCUGGAUACGUUACCCUACAGCGUGAUGGGAUGCAGUAUGGAAAUUGGAUCUACGAAGGAUAUUUUCGCGGACACAGUGGCGAUAAAGCAGAGGUAUUUGAUGGUGGGGUCGUGACAGACCAGACUUUGGUAUUGAUUUAUCCUUCAGCAAUGUCACUACCCACAAAAUUGCUAGCAGCAAAGCCAAUAUAUCAGCCUGUUGGGAUUCACGCUCGUCAAUUUCGAGAUCUUGUAGCCAUGUCGUUUCAACAUACAUCGUUGUUGUCAUUUGAGGCUGCUGUCCGGAUCGCGCCUCAUUCAUUGCUGCUUCACGCACCAAGCGGCGCCGGAAAAUCAACACUAGUGCAUCAAAUUGCAGAGGAGAUGGGUGCAAGUUUGCUACUACUGGACGGUGGGCUGUUGGCAUCUCCGCAAUUGUGUAUAGAAGACUUUUUUUCUGCUGCACUGCGCAUCCAACCUUGUGUACUGCUGAUUGAGGAUAUAGAGUUGAUGUUUCCUCUGACGAUGGAUGAAAUCAAGCACAAACUUGUAUGUCAACUUGUGAAGUGCAUCGAGUGUAUUCAAAAGGCUAACAUGGCUCGCGUCGUAGUCAUUGGAACUGUGUCACUACUCAGCAUGCUGCAUUUAAAAGUGCGGCAAGCUUUCACUGAGGAAUUUUUUCUCGACGUUCCUGACAAAAUUUGGAUGGUAAAUUUACUCAAGUCGUUGCUACCUCCAUCAGAGCUACUGCGCCAAGAGUUUCUCAUGUCGUUAGCGGUUCGCUACGGUCAGAAACCAAGUAACAUUGUGUCAAUCGCUCAAGAAAUUUGCACGCGUUUAUCAAGAAAAGAUAGCCAACACAUUGGUAUAGAGACGAUGGAAUCGGAAAUUGCGGCUUCAGCACGCCAGAUCUCCAGCACCAGCAAUCAUGUUGAAGCUGUCAGAUCCUCAGUUCCAUCUGUCUCCUGGGAAGAUAUAGGAGGCUUGGAGGAUGUUAAGCAGAGCUUGAUCGAAAUGGUAGUGUGGCCGUUGGAAAAACCGCACGUCUUUCGUCGCAUGGGAAUUUCUCCUCCGUUAGGGUUGAUACUGCAUGGCCCCCCAGGCACAGGCAAGACGAUGCUUGCAAAAGCAACCGCAAAGGCAAGUGGAUGUAACUUUCUUAACUUGUCAGCUAGCGAUCUCAUGAAAGCCGAAUUUGGUGAGAGUGAAAAGGCGAUCGCUCGUGCGUUCGACACCGCCCGAGCACUUAGUCCGUGCAUGAUUUUCAUCGACGAGUUUCAGUCGCUGUUUGGCAACCGGUCAACAGCGGGUCAGACCACAUCUCGGAUGAUUUCUCAGCUGCUGAUGGAGCUUGAUGCGUCGAAGGCAGUAUCCGAUGAUAGCAACAUGCAUGCCUCUGAUCUUAGCUUGAGGACUGUUGCUGGUCGCAUUUUUGUCCUAGCUGCAACUAAUGUUUUGACCGCUAUUGAUCCUGCAUUUCUUCAGCCUGGUCGCUUCGAAAACGUUGUGUAUGUUGGACUACCUAAUGCAAACGAACGGAAGGCCAUUUUUGAAAUUCAACGCAAAAAAAUGCCAUGGAGCCAAGACGUUGAUCUUGAUAAACUUGUCGAAGAGACAGAUGGAGAAAACGCAGCGUCACUGAUUGCAUUGUGUCAAGUUGCAGCAAUCCAAGCCAUGCAUCGAAUACCUCCAAACGCUCCCGAAGUCGAACAGUGCAUCGGAAUGGUUGAUUUCGUCUCUGCAUUGGCUAAAGAAAAUUGCGAUAUAAAAUAA
Molecule: messenger RNA, 2142 nt
Organism: Plasmopara halstedii
Lineage: Eukaryota; Oomycota; Peronosporomycetes; Peronosporales; Peronosporaceae
Product: atpase aaa
Exons: 5
Coding region: 1-2142 (713 amino acids)
Molecular function (GO): ATP binding; ATP hydrolysis activity
Source: RefSeq, a predicted model, not a curated record